Cherax quadricarinatus is the source of this 909-nucleotide messenger RNA. RefSeq lists its product as uncharacterized. Lineage: Eukaryota; Metazoa; Arthropoda; Malacostraca; Decapoda; Parastacidae. The record is from RefSeq and is a predicted model, not a curated record.
GCAGCAGCAGAAGUGGAUGCUGUGGAGACACUGGUGAAUACAAUACGUGAAACCUUUGGUGGGUUAAAUGCCAAGAGGGACCAGUGGUUUGAUAACUACUCUGUCUUGAAACAACUAUUGCAGAAAGACCAACUCCAACUCAACCAAAUACUUUUUGUCAGCAAGAUGGCAAUACCCAUGAUUUGGCACUUAUAUGCAACUCAAGUAAUUGCUCAGAAGACUGUCCUGCCUAAACUCUUGAAUGACAAGUCCAAAACAUUACCAUAUAAUGGCACCAUCUUGGCUCCUAUUCGUCCAAUCUUCCAUGUGGAGAUCACACUCGUGUUGCAUGAAUUCCGGAAUUUCCAGGUGGAGAUCUUGCAGGACUCAUCUCAACAGAUCUUCCAUCUCAAUUUUGACUUCGAAGAGAGGCAUGCAUCACUGGGUGAGAGAAGCAAUGAUGGGGUAAGCAAUGAGAGAGUGGUGCUGCACAAUGAUCAGUUUCCUGCCAUCAACCUUCAUCAACCUUUCAGAGUGAAUGUACAAGUUGCUGAUGACUGCAUAUUUGCUUCCAUUUGGCCAGGCAACCUUAACUUGGAUAUACCACUGCCGCUGCCCGUGAAGUACAGUUGGUGCACAAAGGAUCAUCACACCACACAAAGCUUCUCUGUCAUUGUACAUUAUGGAAGGGAGUCUGCAAGCUCUGACGAGUCUCACGAGUCCCUGGAGGACACUCAAGAUGCUCUCCACCACCAAAGUGAUAUUCAACUCAUUGCUGCCACCAUCUAUGAUGGAAUUCUUGCUCAAUAAGUUUUGUCAAAUGGCCUUGUUAAUGGUAAUGUUUGGAACAUUUUAAAAGGACUUGGUAUGAUAUAAUUAUAUAAUUGUUGCCUAAGGAUUCUUGCUGAUAAAUUUCCAUAAUAUCAAGAA